AAUCUCACACCAUUAAAACAAAGCAUAUACUGCUCGCUGACCAAUCCAUUAAGCACCCACAUGGUCGCAUGGACCCUAACCUCUCAUCUCUCCUCCAAUUUUCCUGCUACUGAGCUCCUCUCAACCUCUGACAUCUUCCAGAGCUUCGACACAGCUCCCUUAUAAUGGCAGUUCUAACGCAUGCUUUAUCAUUUAACACACCCAAAUUGACACCCAGAACGUUUAAUUCACGACCCUUGUUAAAGCACGCUGGCUCUCUCCAUGUAAAUCACUCUGUGUUCACAGGCAAACUAAACUCUGCAUUGUUCAGGUCGACCAUCUUCAGUUUCAGGAUUAAAGCUUUUAGGAAUGAGAAUUCUGGGAACCAUGAAACUGCGAAACCUGAAGAGAACGCAGAGGAAACUGUGGAUGAGGACCAGGGUAGUCGGAAAGAAAGGAAUGUUAGUAUGGGAAGUUCAUUUUUGUUUAAGUUAGCAGUUGCUGUGGGUGUAGCUGUAACUGCUACUGCUAUAUCUGUUGGUUUCAAAGGGCCUAAUGUUGGAUCAUUGUCUGGAGUUCAAUUUCUGGCUGAGGGUUCUUUCUCUUCAGUUGUGGCUGCAGUCCCCGUUGGUUUCACUUUCAAAGCUUUUGGAUACACUAUUGUACUUCCUGAAUAUACCCCAGGAUGGGUUUACUUCUGGUUGCUAAUGGCUGCUGCUUGUGGACUUUUCAUCAGUGAAGAAGCUCUAAAUAUUUGGGUAGGCAUAACUCUAGCACGGAUGCUGUCAUUGGACGGGACAUGGCAUUCUUUUGUCGACUCACUAUCUAGGAAUGCUUCAUACAUUAUAUCCACAGUCUUCUGGGUUUACUGGGGAGUAUGUAUUAGUGAUAUGAUACCUUAUUACCUCGGAAGGGUUUUUAGACGAAGUGGGGCAUCCGAUGAUGUUUGUUCGAAGUUAGGGAUUGGUGAAGAGAAGGUAUUGAGCAUUACACGUGCCGUUGAAAAAUAUGGCAAUCUCAUGGGUGUUGUGGAGAGAUUUUCUCUCGGAGUCAGAAAUCCAACUGCUUUCCUAGCAGGAGCCUUGGGCAUAUCUCCAGAGUGCUUCUUUGCUGGAGUUUGUUGUGGUGGCUUGAUCACUCUUCCACUUCAGCUGGGAAUUGGAUUUCUGUUGAGGGAGCGCCCCGUGUUUGCCCUUGCUACUGUCGCGACGGUGGUGGGGAUUUGGACUGUGUUUCCAUAUGCUGUCGCUGCUACAACAGCACUGUUCUUUUACCUGCGACGCCGCCACUCUACCUAAUUCUGCUCAAAUUUUGUCUCUAGAUGAUGGAAGCUAUCAAAUAUACACCCAGCGGGGUUUAUUACAGGUUUGUUUUUUCGAUGUUUGUCAACUUUUUGUUGAAAACAUCCCCAUUUUGUAUGAUAAAUAGGAUUUGAUUAUAUAUGUAUAGAAAGUGGUAGAGCUAGUCAGCCUAGUCUAACUUUGAUUAGUUAGUUGAAAAGGAUUUUGAGUCUUUUGUCUUGCUAGUUAGAUUUCUUGGAUCAUGAUAAGCCAUUUCUAUAGUGAGAGAGAAGAAUGAUAAGAAGGUGGCAAGUUGACAUUUUUCAUCAGUCUUUACAACAUUUUUCGACGUUUGCUUCAUCGAAUGAUAUGGACUCACCUUGAAA
Molecule: messenger RNA, 1645 nt
Organism: Tripterygium wilfordii
Lineage: Eukaryota; Viridiplantae; Streptophyta; Magnoliopsida; Celastrales; Celastraceae
Exons: 10
Coding region: 165-1277 (370 amino acids)
Source: RefSeq, a predicted model, not a curated record